CAAUGGCCAAUAAGAACUGCCCUUAAGCGUGGGGGGGGGGGGCGGACGCUGGGUAAAGAGUCUGAAGCCGACCCUGGGAGGGUCAGAGCACAUCCGGUGUUAGAAGAGCUGGUAGGCUCCUGAGUGGCGGGUUAAGAAGAGCGGAGGCUGUGUCACACAGACUCUAGAACCAUGAACAUAUUUGAUCGGAAGAUCAACUUUGAUGCACUUCUAAAAUUUUCACAUAUAACCCCCUCAACACAGCAGCACUUGAAGAAGGUCUAUGCCAGUUUUGCCCUUUGUAUGUUUCUGGCGGCUGCGGGAGCUUAUGUCCAUGUGGUCACUCAUUUCAUUCAGGCUGGCUUACUUUCUGCCUUGGGCUCCCUGGGGUUAAUGAUCUGGCUGAUGGCAACACCUCAUAGCCAUGAAACUGAGCAGAAAAGACUGGGACUUCUCUCCGGAUUUGCUUUCCUUACAGGAGUUGGCCUGGGUCCUGCUCUGGAGUUGUGCAUUGCUGUCAAUCCUAGCAUCCUUCCCACUGCUUUCAUGGGCACAGCAAUGAUCUUUACCUGCUUCACCCUGAGUGCACUCUAUGCCAGGCGCCGGAGCUACCUCUUUCUGGGAGGUAUCCUGAUGUCAGCCAUGAGCCUGAUGCUCUUGUCUUCCCUGGGGAACCUUUUCUUUGGAUCCAUUUGGCUUUUCCAGGCAAACCUGUAUGUGGGGCUGGUGGUCAUGUGUGGCUUUGUCCUUUUUGAUACGCAACUCAUUAUUGAAAAGGCUGAAAAUGGCGAUAAGGAUUAUAUCUGGCACUGCAUUGAUCUCUUCUUAGAUUUCGUUACUCUCUUCAGAAAACUCAUGAUGAUCCUGGCUAUGAAUGAGAAGGACAAAAAGAAAGAGAAGAAGUGAAAUGACCAUCCAGACUUUCCCAGUUUGACUUCCUCUUCCUCCACCCCUCAUGUCCUCUUUGCACACAUUACAGGUGGCGUGUUCUGUGAAAAUGAAAAGCAUCAGAAAAGCUUUUGUACUUUGUGGUUUUCUCUAUUUUGAAUUUUUUGAUCAAAAAACUGAUUAGCAGAUUAUAGUUUGGAGUUUGGCUUCAUAUUUCUGGGGUUCUUCCUUACUUUCUUUUCUGUCACCCCAUCCUUAGCCUUUUGUUCUGCUCCAGCAGUCAGCCCACCAUGAUGAGGAGUGGGGUCAACAGAGGGAGCAUACUCCAGGAGUCAGCAUUCCCACCAAGCCUCACCAAGUGAACCCAAACUGUUUGGUAGAGCCACCUUGGCCCAAUCUUCCUUAGCAUUGUUUGAUUUGCAUGCAGUUUCCAUGGGACUGGACAGUGUGUUUUCCAUUAGGAAGAAGUUUGACAGUCCUCUGGUUAACUCAGACUCAUUGUAUCUGAGCUGUCAACCCUACAAAGAAUGCAGAGAGCCUGCCCCUUUCUGGGUGCUUUGUUUCCUCUGUGCUGCCCAAGCUGGUCUGGCAAACACCUUUCUGCCUUGCCAUCGCAAAGGGAAUGUAGAUUUCUGUCUGUUCCCUUUCCCACCCCUGCCUGAUCCUCAGGGAAUCUGCCUGCUUUUCCAUCAUGGGGUGGGAGAACUUUAGCACAAAGGGGAGACUAAUUCUUAUCAGGCAUUUAUGAAGAGGCUGACAAUGUAUGGCAAGGUAGAGGUAACAGAAUUUCCAAAUUUCUCUUGGUUUUUGUAUUUUUGUCAUUGUUAGUUUUUAAAAUUGGUUAAUACCUUAGUUACUGAGUGGCCUCCACUAGGUGGCUAUAAAGGUUUCAAAAGAGGAAGGAUAAGGAAGGAGAACAAUUGAGCCUCUGGGCCUAAUUGGAAUGAAUUCUGUCAAACAAACCUAGGUGAGGUAAUGUCCCCCCCUUGGUAAUGGGGGACAAAUCUCUACCAACCCUUAGUGAUUCCUUGUUCAGAACAGAGAAACAGAACUCUGGUGACUUGCCAAGUCAGCAUUCAUAAUAGCUGUUCAGUGUGUUUCUUUUGUCUUACCCCACCUAGACUCUAUUGGUGUGUCAGGCCAGAGAUUUGAGACAGUAGGUUUGUGUUCAUUUUUCAGAUGCACUUUAGGUUUUGGUCUUUCACUUGUUUCCAGAAGUCUGCAGUCUUUUAAGGAGGAGUCAGGUGACCAGACUUGGCCAGAGCUCCCAUUCCCUGCAGCUUUCUGGUAACAAGCAUGAGCAGGUAGUCCUAGUGAGGAUUGCCAGCUUCUUCCUCUGGACUACCACAGCCAGGUACACAGAAGGGCAGCAUCAGGAGUGAUUGUGGCCUAGGGUAUUCACAGGUUUUAAUGUAAAAGGGACAAAGUUAUUGAAAGAACAUUACCAAUAAUUCACUAUUUUUGGCUCUCCCUGAACAACCAGUAAAGUUUGACACAGUGGCUGGUGGUUUGCAGUGUACGAUGUCACUGUGCCAUUCCAUGAAACUGUUCCGGAAGUGGCCUGCCACCUAGAAAAUGACUUGCUUCUGUUGAGAAUGCUGCCCUCUGGUGUAACUACUGCUGCCUCUAGCCUCCCACUUGAGAAUUUCCUAAAGGAAUUUCCUUCCUGUUAAGCCCCGAUUAGCAACUCUCCAUAAAUUUGGUGUUUCUCUGCCAAGUCUGAGAAUCUAAGUUCCACCUUCGAAGCCAGACUCCAUCUCUUAACGCUUUUUUGCUUGGGAUAAAGGAGUUUUUCUUUAGAAACAGUGCCAAGAAUGAUAAGAGAUAAAGAAACUACUUUUAAAGAAAAUGCCUAACAAGUUUUUAAUACAGGUAUCACUGUAAUUUCCACUUUCUUUUCUAGUUCCUUGGUUUUCAGCUCAGGCUGCAUUCUCUAACUCAUACUGUGAAGACAAAGGUGUUUUUGAUUCAAAAAUAUAUGAUAUCUACAUAGUCUUAAUUUGUAAAAAAUAAAGAAAAUUCCUUAACCUUU
Molecule: messenger RNA, 2899 nt
Organism: Marmota monax (woodchuck)
Lineage: Eukaryota; Metazoa; Chordata; Mammalia; Rodentia; Sciuridae
Gene: Tmbim6
Product: transmembrane BAX inhibitor motif containing 6
Exons: 10
Coding region: 172-885 (237 amino acids)
Biological process (GO): negative regulation of RNA splicing; negative regulation of endoribonuclease activity; negative regulation of apoptotic signaling pathway
Cellular component (GO): mitochondrial membrane
Molecular function (GO): enzyme binding
Source: RefSeq, a predicted model, not a curated record